AUGGCAAGAGAGGGUAAGGUAGCUGAGUCUAGUAUUCAGAAGAAGAAUGGUAUAGCUCUGAAGAAGAGAAAACAAGAACAACAAGAAGUGAAAGGAGAAAAGGAAGAGGAAAAGGAAAGGGAAGAGAAUUCUGAAGAUGAGUUUAAAGUAGAAGGUUUGAUAGAGGUAGAAAGUGACAACGAAGAGGAAGAGGGAGAAGAAGAAGAAGAGGGAGAAGAAGAACAACAACAAGAAGAAGAAGAACAACAACAAGAAGAAGAAGAGGAAGAAGAAGAAGAGGAAGAAGAAGAGGAAGAAAAAGAAAAAGAAGAUGGCGAUAAAGUAUAUAGUGACGAUGCUUCCAGUAAUUCAGAGUACGACUCUGACCAAGAGUUGAACAAUCUCAUUGGAGAAGAAGACGACCCAAGCGAUUACAGUUCGGUUGACUUUCAAGAUGAUGAAGACAACGAGUUCGACGAUGUAAAGAUGAAAAACCUAUCGGUGAACGACGACUCCUUACAACAAGCAACCAAUAUACGUACGAAAUUCUCGGACGGAACACCUAGAAUCAUUAAACCUGAAAUUGAGCCGGUUUAUGAUAGUGAUGAUAGUGACGCGGAAAACUUCAACACUAUUGGUAAUAUCCCUAUAUCUGCAUAUGAAGAAAUGCCUCAUAUUGGAUACGAUAUCAAUGGGAAAAGAAUAAUGAGGCCAGCAAAAGGUUCAGCAUUGGACCAGUUAUUGGAAAGCAUAGAUUUACCUCAAGGAUGGACUGGACUAUUAGACCAAAAUACUGGUGCACCUCUUAAAAUCACCGAUGAAGAAUUGGAAUUGAUACGUAAAAUUCAACAACAGGAAAACACUGACGAAAACAUCAAUCCAUACGAGCCAUUAAACGAUUGGUUUACCAAGGAUCAAGAAGUAAUGCCGUUAACUGCUGUACCCGAACCAAAGAGAAGGUUUGUUCCUUCAAAACAUGAAGCAAAGAGAGUUAUGAAAAUAGUUAGAGCUAUUCGUGAAGGAAGAAUACUUACACCUGAAAAGGCAAAACAGCAAAAAGAACAAGAAGAAAGGGAACAAUUGAAUUACGAUCUUUGGCAAGACGAAAUUAAAGUUCCCGACCAUAUAAUGAACUUGAGAGCUCCUAAACUACCUCCACCAACAAAUGAAGAAAGUUACAAUCCUCCAGAAGAGUAUUUAUUCAAUGAUGAAGAAAAACAAAAAUGGCUUGAACAAGACCCAAUAGAUAGAGAGAUUAAUUUCAUGCCCAGGAAAUAUAAAUCUUUAAGACAAGUUCCUGGAUAUCAAGAUAGUGUAAGGGAAAGAUUUGAAAGAUCGUUGGACUUAUAUCUUGCUCCUAGGUUGCGCAAGAAUAAAUUAGAUAUUGACCCUGAAAGUUUAAUACCUGAUUUGCCUUCUCCAAAGGAUUUACGACCAUUUCCUAUUCAUUGUUCUACAAUAUAUAAGGGACAUACAGGUAAGAUACGAACAUUGUCUAUUGAUCCUCAAGGGAUUUGGUUAGCUACUGGUUCAGAUGACGGAAGUGUCAGAAUAUGGGAAGUAUUAACCGGAAGACAAGUUUAUCAAAUACAAGUAAUAAGCAAAGAGCAAAAGCAAGAUAGCGAUAAUGAUAAUAUAGAAAGCUUGGAGUGGAAUCCAGAUCCGCAAACUGGAAUUUUGGCUGCUUGUGCAGGAGAGUCUAUAUAUUUGAUAGUUCCACCUAUUUUUGGAUUUGAUAUUGAAAAUACUGGUAAGUUGAGAAUUGAGAGCGGUUGGGGUUAUGAUACAUUUGGAAAUAAUAAAGGUAACCUUAAGGUGAAAGGUGAGAAGGAGGAUGAGGAGAAUGAUGAUGGUGAUGAUGAUGAUGAUGAAGAUGACGACGGCAAGAGUAAAAACACCACCCCAACUGUUAAAAAAGAUGUUGCCAAAUGGAUAAUCCCUAAUUUAGCCAAACAAUCGCAGGGGAUAGCUGCGAUUAUUCAAUGCCGCAAAUCGGUCAAGAAGAUCUCAUGGCAUAGAAAAGGUGAUUAUUUUGUAUCGGUAUCACCAGAAAGUAAAAACACAGCGGUAUUGAUCCAUCAAUUAUCAAAACACUUAUCACAAUCACCAUUUAAGAAGUCCAAAGGAAUAAUAAUGGAUGCAAAAUUCCAUCCGUUUAAACCACAUCUUUUUGUUGCAUCACAGCGUCAAAUUAAAAUUUACGAUUUAUCUCAGCAAGUUCUUAUCAAGAAACUUCUACCUGGAGUUCGAUUGCUAUCAACCAUUGAUAUACAUCCAAGAGGUGAUAAUUUAUUAGCUGCGUCAUACGAUAAACGUGUGUUAUGGCAUGAUUUAGAUUUAAGUGCAACGCCAUACAAGACUUUAAGGUAUCAUGAAAAAGCAGUGCGUCAAAUUAAAUUCCAUAAGGGUAACUUACCGCUUUUCGCAUCUGCUAGUGAUGAUGGUAUAAUUCACGUUUUCCAUGGUACCGUGUACGAUGAUUUAAUGACUAAUCCAUUACUAGUGCCAUUGAAGAAAUUGGUUGGUCAUAAAGUGACUAAUCAAAUUGGUGUUUUGGAUAUCGUGUGGCAUCCAAAGAAGGCUUGGUUAUUUAGUGCGGGUGCCGAUGGCACUGCUCGUCUCUGGACGACCUAG
Molecule: messenger RNA, 2613 nt
Organism: Lodderomyces oxycetoniae
Lineage: Eukaryota; Fungi; Ascomycota; Pichiomycetes; Serinales; Debaryomycetaceae
Gene: ERB1
Product: Erb1p
Exons: 1
Coding region: 1-2613 (870 amino acids)
Biological process (GO): maturation of LSU-rRNA from tricistronic rRNA transcript (SSU-rRNA, 5.8S rRNA, LSU-rRNA); ribosome biogenesis
Cellular component (GO): PeBoW complex; preribosome, large subunit precursor
Molecular function (GO): protein binding; ribonucleoprotein complex binding
Source: RefSeq, a predicted model, not a curated record